UCCUGUUCAUUCACCUCCAACCAUCAACAGGGGUCAUACCUAUCACUUACAGCGAGGGCAACACAAUCAUUUCCACAAUCAUUUUCAGGACUCUAAAUACAUCUCGGAUUAACUUCCAUUGCGAGAUCACAUUUUUUGUAUUUUAUCAUGGACAUUUUAUUAUAACAUUUGAAUAUUUCAAACUACUUUAUUAUUUUUAAAAUUCGCUGCAGAGAGUUUCAAAUACAUCAUUUUUUGAUUAGCAAUUUAUCAAUUGUGCACCUGGUAAUUUAGGAGAUGGUGUCUAGGUUGCAGAUAUUGCUCUUGUUGUGGUGUGCGGUCGCUCUCACUUGGGCACAAGAUGCAUUCAGCGACGUAAUGGAUAAUGGAAUAAAAGAGGAACUAGAACAGACCGACGGACCACUGCUAGAUGAUGAGAUGGACAACCAGGAGAACGUUUUAACUCAGCUGCUGGGAGAUUAUGACAAAGUGAAAACUCUGUCGGAAGGCUCAGACUGUCGCUGUAAAUGUGUUGUCAGACCGCUGAGCAGAAGUGCCUGCCGGCGGAUAGAGGAGGGCGUCGCUAAGGCCGAAGACUUUUACACAGUGGAGACCCAAUCGGGGCCCAGUUGUAAAAAGUGUGCCUGUAUAGCCCCGCCCUCUGCUCUGAAUCCCUGCGAGGGAGAUUACAGGUUCAAGAAGCUGCAGGAGGCGGGGAAAGAUGACAUCAAGCUCUCAACAGUAAUGGAGUUACUGGAGGGAGCGUUUUACGGGAUGGAUCUAUUAAAGUUACACUCAGUUACAACCAAACUCCUCAACCGGGUUGACAAUAUAGAAAAGACCUUUUCUUGUAACCACACAGAGAAGGAUAAAGUGAGUAUGAGGAGCCCCUCUAGUGAGGAAAAGGAGAGAGAGAAGGAGAGAAGAGCCCAGCAGUGGAUGGAAAAGAGAAAACGUCUGACUGAGCUGGAGCCGUCCCUGCAGAAGGAUACAGCUGCAGCUUAUGCUAACACAGAGAAGAAGUAUGAGGAACGCUACAUUGGGGCCAAGGGCCAGGAGAUCACCAGGCCCAUGCUGAAGAGGAGCCAGCAGCAAAACAGGGAGGAGCCCCAGAGGCCCCUGAAAGGCAAGGUGGGACUCAACGGCAUGGUCAUCAGAGGAGUGACUUUCUACAAGGCCAACACGGUGGACGAUGGAGCCGCUGAGGAGCUCACAGCAGACGAAGCCCUGAGCGGUGAUGGUUCCAUGGACCUGCUCAUCGAUGACCAGCUCCUGAGACCCACCCAGCCCAGACCUGUAGCAGGCACCCUGACACCAACAUCGCAAGACAGGAAGUGGAACCCAGACAACCAGGCCACUCGUGCCUCCAAAACAGCCCCUAGUCCCCAAGGGAAUCCCACCGCAUCUGCCCCUAGAGCUACCGAGACACCAUCAACCACUGUCUUCAUCCCGACCACAACCAUUCCAACCACAACUACGACCGCAGCAACCACCACUACUGCAAAGGUUGCGACAAGCGCAAACACCACUCAACCAGUGGCCACUAGGAAACCUGAAACCUUGUCUGUUUUGACCACGUCUCUAACCGCUGCAGUGCGACAGGUCAACAGCACCACAGCCCCACCCAGCAAGGUGACUGGUGCACCCAAACCCAAGCAUCACAUCAGCUGGACAGAGAGCCCCUCAGAGGUCCCCUCGGCGAUCCCUAAAGUCCCUGGCAUGUGCAAAGACACUCUGGCCUCCAUCUCGGACCCAGUGACCCAUAACACCUACGGCCGGAAGGAAGGGGCCUGGAUGAAGGACCCAAAAGGCAACGGAAAUGUCAUAUAUGUCACCAACUACUACUACGGUAACCACCUACUGGAAUUCCACGACAUGGACAACUUCAAACAAGGACACUUCAUCAAUUCCUACAAGCUACCGUACAACUGGAUCGGCACAGGCCACGUGGUGUACAACGGAGCUUUCUACUACAAUCGCGCCUUCUCCCGUGACAUCAUCAAGUUCGACCUGCAUCUGCUCUACGUGGCGGCCUGGACGACGCUGCACGACGCAGUGUUAGAGGAGGAGGACGCCUCCUGGAGGUGGCGAGGACACACGGAUAUUGACUUUGCGGUGGAUGAGAGCGGCCUGUGGUUAGUGUACCCUGCUCUGGAUGAGGAGGGGUUCCAUCAGGAAGUAAUCAUCCUAAGCCGUGUGAACCCGACCGACCUCAGCCUCCAGAGUACGUUCAGAACGGGCCUGAGGAGACACUUCUACGGAAACUCCUUUGUCAUUUGUGGUGUCCUGUAUGCGGUGGACAACUACGAACGCACCCACGCCAAUAUAUCCUACGCCUUCGAUACGCAUACACACACCCAGAUGAUCCCCAGAAUACCUUUCACAAACAACUACACAUACACGACGCAAAUCGACUACAACCCCAAGGACAAAAAGCUGUACGCAUGGGACAACGGUCACCAGGUGACCUACAAUGUUAUAUUUGCAUAUUAAAAAGCAGACGAGUAGUGAUCCAUAUAAUAAAGGGACGAGCACUUUUUUUGUAUUAAAGAUCCUAAAUAUAUACACUACCAUUCAAAAGUUUAAGAACACCUACUCAUUCAAGGGUUUUUCUUCAUUUGUACUAUUU
This is a messenger RNA of Oncorhynchus tshawytscha (Chinook salmon), 2608 nucleotides long. Its product is annotated as olfactomedin-like protein 2B. NCBI's taxonomy places the organism in Eukaryota, Metazoa, Chordata, Actinopteri, Salmoniformes, Salmonidae. The transcript is spliced from 8 exons. The record is from RefSeq and is a predicted model, not a curated record. Gene Ontology annotation, biological process: signal transduction. Bases 277 to 2472 code for a protein of 731 amino acids.